Molecule: messenger RNA, 1966 nt
Organism: Argiope bruennichi
Lineage: Eukaryota; Metazoa; Arthropoda; Arachnida; Araneae; Araneidae
Product: TD and POZ domain-containing protein 3-like
Exons: 2
Coding region: 165-1676 (503 amino acids)
Biological process (GO): regulation of proteolysis; proteasome-mediated ubiquitin-dependent protein catabolic process
Cellular component (GO): cytoplasm
Molecular function (GO): ubiquitin protein ligase binding
Source: RefSeq, a predicted model, not a curated record
CUGUGUGAGCAUUUUAUAAGACGUCUCUAUUUCAUUCGGUUCGUGUUUUGGCUUAAGAAAUGUAUUUCGUCACAUUGUUUUUGCUCGUUAAUUCAGUAUCAAAGUGUCAUACCUUUUUCUAAACAAAAAAUUGAACUAUUGUGAUUGCUAAAAUUACUUUUGUUAUGGCAUCCAAAGUUGAAGAAGAAAGAAAGGGAUUUAUUUUUGAAUGGAAAAUCAAAAAUUUCAGCUAUUGCUGGCACAGGAAAGGAGAUUAUCUUGAGAGUCCAUCCUUUGUUGUGGAUUCACUAGACGGAACCAAAUGGAAAUUAUCGGUGUUUCCAAGAGGACACACCGAUGGAAACUACAUCGGCUUGUUUUUAAAGCGCGAUACAAAUUGUAACGGUCCAAAUACAGCAAUUAGUAUUGAAGUUGUAUUGUCUAUCCUUUCUUGGAAUGACCUAGGUCCAGAUCAUGUUAUGAGAAAUUCGGCAACUUUGACAAAGGGUGCCAAUUUUGGAUACCCUUCCUUUCAGAAGCGAAAAGAUAUUUUUAUGCUUAAUAAAGAUAUUUUUCUUCCUGAAGAUACCCUGGUAGUUUGUUGCAAAAUGUGGAAAAGUGACGGCAAAUCACUGGCGAUUGAAAAAUGCUUUGCGACGACACAUAUUACAGUUGGACGAAGGUCCUUCCUUUGGCCAAUCGAAAAAUUCAGCACCCUUGAACCAGAUAAAGAGAAUACCUUUUGUAUCAGAUCUGCAUCAGAUGAAAGACUAAUUCUAACAUUUAAUCUGUCAUUGAUUGGCGGACAAAAUUUUGAUGAGACAUUUCAAAUUCAGAUGACUUCUCCCAUUCCAAACAUGUUCUCUACCGCCAGUUUCUUUCUUUUAAAUAUUUCUGGCGAUAAAAAAGAGUGUGGCCGAUGUGAAUUUUGGUUCGAUCGCGUAUAUAAAAGUCGCCACAUGACGCUUCUUCUCUCAAAGAAGAGGCUUAUAGUCAAGAAGAGUCAAUACUUACCGAAAGAUGUUUUAACUCUUCAGUGUGAAUGCACAUAUUCUACAGGAAAUUUAUUUGAAGAAGUUGAAAAGGUUGGCCCUGGAUGUGUUGAUAUAACAACAGCACAGUUUGCAUCCAGCUUGCAUUCUGGAAACAACUCGUCUCACUCAUCAAAUGGGUUAGAAGAAGAUCUGCACUGGUUAUAUACUGAGGGUUUCCUUAGUGAUAUUAAAUUGAAGACAAACUCCCAAACAUUUCCAGCCCACAAGAGCAUUCUCAGUGCUCGUUCUCCAGUAUUUAACGCUAUGUUUAAGAAUAACAUGAAAGAAAAGUCGAGUAAAAUAGUUGAGAUUGAAGACCUGGAUGAUGACACAGUGUAUCAAAUGCUCCUCUAUAUCUACACUGCAAAUAUAGAUGACCUUCAGUGGGAGAGUGCUUUACAAUUAUAUGAGGCUGCAGAUAAAUACGAGAUCCUCACAUUAAAGCUUAAGUGUUCUGCCUAUUUGGCAGCUAAUCUUGAUUCAAAUAAUGCAUGCGAUAUCUUGGUUCUUGCAGAUUUGCAUCAAGAUGAAGAAUUGGAAUCUGCAGUACAGAAAUUCAUCUUUAAGAAUGAACAAAGCAUUAUCAAUUCUAAAAAAUGGGAAUGCCUAAUGGAAAAUAAUUUAAAAUUAGCUGCCAAUACAUUGUGUCUUAGAUACAAAUAAGAAGAAUUUUCAUCUAUCGUCAUUCUGCCUUGAUAACUGGAAAAAGGAAAUGUCUGUUACAUCCGCAUCGUUUGAAUCAAAUAUUAGCUCAUUCUGUUGUGGAGGCAUUAUCGAAGUAUGCAGCUACAGUUAAUCACUUUUGCGAGUUAUUGUAUUCAGUGGAUGAUUUGGGACCUUCUCCGCCCUUCUAAAUAAACUAGUCAAUUUUUUAUCACUUUUCAACAAAUUUUUAUUAUAGGUGAAUUUUUAUUUUAGCAAAUUGUGAAAAAGUAAAGGUUUUUAUUUAUUUA